GGCAGGGCUGAAUGGCUGGUGACUCACUACUAUGUAAAUGGAGUGCAGUUCACUUGCGAAGAGAAAAAAAUUAUCGCUCAGCAUCACGUCCAAAGACUGAAAUUAUUGGCACCACAAAUCAUCCGAUCAUUGAUAAGUGCAAAUCGCUCUACCAGCCAAGAGAUGAACAUGAAGAGGAAGCUGAGGCUGUAUUGCGCGAUAAGAGCUCGCAGCAUAUCAAACCCAUUCUGGAUGAACUUAUAAAAACAGAGGAGACUUAUGUGGAGAAUUUGCGCAUUGGUCUGGAGAAUUAUGGAAAUAUAUUUGCACGAAAAGACCUGCCCAUUGGAUUGCGUGGCAAAAAAUAUGUGCUGCUUGGUAAUAUUGGUCAGAUCUACGAAUUCCAUUUGGAGGAAUUUCUACCAAUGUUGCAUGCGAACAGAAGAGACUUGAAGCGAAUAUUUGACGAAUUUCAGCUCUACAUUGAUAAAAAUUUGUUCUAUUGCUACGUCAUAUUUACAAUGAACAAACAACGCUCGCUCAAAUUAUGUGAUACCUAUAAAAAUUAUUUUAAGCGCAUACAAAACGAAUUGGAUGACAAGUUGGGCAUUAAUAGCUUCCUGGUCCAGCCCAUACAGCGAAUGGCUCGAUAUCCGCUGCUGCUGCAACAAUUUAUCACGACCCUCUUCAAGCACCGCGACUUCGAAAUCAAGCCACUGCUUGAGUCCUGCUGUCGGCUGGAAAAGAAAAUGCGCACACUGCUCACCACAACCAACGAAUCGGAAGUAAUUAACGACAUAAUCGAGUGCAAUGAGUUCAACGUCUUUCAUCAGGGCAAAUUCCGCAAGGUCAGCGACUUCUCGGUGACGGAUCACACGCUCAGACGCAGCUAUCGCGGCAAAGUCUUCAUCUUCGACAAGUGCAUCAUCUACACGGAAAUCAAGGGUAAACAUCUGAUCUUCCACGGUCGCUAUCCCUGCGAACAUAUUGGCAUAUUGGCAAAGACGAAACAUUUUACACUCUUCUAUGAGCGUCGCAAGCAACAGGAAUGCGAUUUCCAUGCUGAACCGCAGGUGAUCGAGCUAUGGUUGGAGUUGAUACGCGACAUGAUCAGUUCAUUUGUGAUGGAGGAGCGUCAAAAGUUGCAAGAUCGCUAUGCGCGUGAGGGCGAGCAGCAGUAUAGAAAGCCGGUAAGCUUGUCACUGUUCCGCGAUUCGAAUCGCUUCAGUUCGGACAGUGGCAUCGGUAAUAUUUGGGUAUUGCCGAAGCCAGAGGCUGAAUCGGAGGUGGCGAAUAAUCGUACGACAUGGUAUGCAGUCAAUUGAAUUUAGAGCGGCAAAGCGACGUUUAUGUACACACAUACAUAUAACUAUAUAGACCGUGGAGAGCACGCACCCAUUAAAAAAAUAAUGUAUGGAUUACUUAAUAUCAAAAUCGGGCAAUAAAUGAGUCACAAUCCAUUCGGAGCAGUAAACGAGCAAUCAAAGCAUUUUUUGUAGUUUUUCCAAAAACUUUAUUGAUUCCUCGCUUUUUGAUACGUUUUGGCGUAAUAAACGAGCUAAGGAAUAUGCGAAGAUUGACCUCGUUUCGGAGGUCAAGAGAAGCUCAAAAGAAUACUCUCUUUAGCCUCUUUUAGGCGCUCAAAAGAAGUGCUCGCCCGUAAGGAUAUCGACGCUGAGUGGAAGAUCGACCUAUCUCGGCAGCCAGUUCGAAAACGCCCUAUCUCA
Rhagoletis zephyria (snowberry fruit fly) is the source of this 1706-nucleotide messenger RNA. RefSeq names its product pleckstrin homology domain-containing family G member 4B. Gene Ontology annotation, molecular function: guanyl-nucleotide exchange factor activity. The record is from RefSeq and is a predicted model, not a curated record. Gene Ontology annotation, cellular component: cytoplasm. Lineage: Eukaryota; Metazoa; Arthropoda; Insecta; Diptera; Tephritidae.